AUGGUCGACCUGGAUCGUAUUCUGGGCCUGGCCAACCUGCGAAGCCGAUUGGCUGAGCUCAAGAGUCAACUCAGCAUCGCUUCCCAUGGCGAGAUUCACGCCGUCUUGGGGCGACUAGUCUAUGCCCUGACCAGCGACGAGACAGAUAAUCGACUUCACGUGAUGCGCCUCACGCAGAAGAGGGAACCCACCGAAUACAAACUCGCCAUGACCCUGACCCGACCAACGAUUCUGCCUCCAGGUGUUCUCGACUUUUUCAUGCUGCGCUUUGCCGCCGUCAUCAUGGAGCAAGCCACCAGCUCAGGCUCCCUCAAUUACAUCAGCUCGGGCACCGUCUAUUUUGACCUCGUCUUUGACUACCUGGGCGCUGCUCUGCCACAAUCAGAGGCUGCUUUCAACGGAGCCCAUACAGUGCAGCAAAGUCUCUUGCACCCGCAUCGUUCCGCAGCCUCUCAAUCCAGCGCCCACACAGGGCCAGCUAUCUUUCCUACAGCCGCCUCCUGCGAGCGUGUCAUCAUGUGCCUCAUGCUCACGUGGGCAGGCAAGGCCAUGGCCCACCGAGACAUUGAAUCGGCAAUCAAUGCCGAUUGCAUUGGAGCCCUUUCCAUGGUGGCCCGCUUCCACCACUGUAGUCACAGCUUUUUGCGCUCGAAAAGCAAUUCGGCGUUCCACCGAGAGCUUUUGCGCUCGCUAGAAGACGUCGUCGCUCCCGCUCUUCAGCGAGCCGUCUACCACGUCCUGGAUCAAGCCCUUGACCCAGAAAAUAACCACUCAUACACCGACGUGGCACUGGAGCUCUGGUUCAAAUACGGUCGCCCCUGGCGCUACGGGUACAAUGUUGCCCGGGACGCACAAGAACAGGGCUCAUAUACCUCGGAUGCUUGGGCUUCGUUUGUGGAGGCCAAUGCACCACUCUACUCGAUUGGCUUCCAGCACCUAGCCGCUCGAGCUGUCCACUUUGACUACACCUUUGAUGCGACACGAUGGGUCAGCGGAAAGCCUCCCAAGGAGCAGAUUCGACUUCUCAACUGCCUCGAGCUUUUUGCUGGUACAAAGGUCACCCCGCAAGAUAAAGAUCUCUGUGAAGGGACACUUGGCUACGAUCUUUGGAGGCUGGAAGAAAAUUGCUGUUUACACGGCUCGUCAAACUCGCCGAUUCAACAAGCGCUGGCGCGCCUUUCCACCACGCAGCAAGUCGCCUAUGUGCCCAUUCUUUCGGAAAAAUGCCCACCCAUCACAAAAGCGACAAGCAAUGGCUCCGCCGCCGCCGUUGCUCAGACACGCUUCCUGCAAAAUAUCAGUGCCAUCGGCAAGGCCCUACGUCACGCGAUGAACGUGGCCCGUGAGCGUGAAGAGAAGCUAGACCGUCGCGCACACAACUGGAUUGCCUACGUUUUUCCCGAUCCCGAACUGCAGCCGUCCAUGCGCUCGGCUCUGAGGCGCUAUCAAGGGCACCUAAGCCGUGUUCACCUUUUACUACACAACCUCUUUCAAGAGGUGGCCAUUGAGGUGAGUCUAGUCUAUUCUUAUGCCGUGGCUUGCGGUCUUGCUAAUGAGAAUGCGUCGCAUCAACCACGGCGAUCCUUUGAAAUUCCAGUCAUGGUUGGUCUUCUGGACAAGCUCUCUGAUUGGAUCAACGAUGAGUUUGAGAUCAAGCCAUGGCUCAAGACCAGUGCUGAAGAGGCAUACGCAACGAUUGAGGAUGAGCGGUAUCGUGGCGAAGGCGCCUUUGCUGUUUGGCCCAUGACAUCAGCCGAUGGCGCCUUGGCCCGUGAUCGCUACAACAUCGUGGUCCGCCGCCAUGGCGAGAACCACCGAGACGUGAUCGUGUCCACCGCAUCGGGCAUGCUGACGCUGGAUGGCGUGGAAAUGUUUGGCGAGAUUGGAGAGCUGGUUCGCUUUUAUCAGCGUGUUCCUUACUACCUUGAUCGAAACGGGGCCGCACAUAUUCUAGCUCAGGUAGAAUGGCUUUGUGCGAUGCUAGACCUUUAUAUGCCGUUCCCGGUCCCGUGA
This is a messenger RNA of Monosiga brevicollis MX1, 2013 nucleotides long. RefSeq lists its product as uncharacterized. Gene Ontology annotation, molecular function: sphingomyelin phosphodiesterase D activity. The record is from RefSeq and is a predicted model, not a curated record. The coding region runs from base 1 to 2013 and encodes 670 amino acids. The transcript is spliced from 18 exons. Gene Ontology annotation, biological process: sphingomyelin catabolic process; glycerophospholipid catabolic process; ceramide biosynthetic process. NCBI's taxonomy places the organism in Eukaryota, Choanoflagellata, Craspedida, Salpingoecidae.